Messenger RNA from Lolium rigidum, 1335 nucleotides. RefSeq names its product benzyl alcohol O-benzoyltransferase-like. The record is from RefSeq and is a predicted model, not a curated record. The transcript is spliced from 2 exons. Lineage: Eukaryota; Viridiplantae; Streptophyta; Magnoliopsida; Poales; Poaceae. The coding region runs from base 1 to 1335 and encodes 444 amino acids.
AUGGCGACAUCGCCGUUGGCGUUCGCGGUGCGGCGGCGUGACCCGGAGCUCGUCGGCCCGGCGACGCCCACGCCACAAGACACCAAGCGUCUGUCCGACAUCGACGACCAGGGCACGCUGCGCGGGCACGUUUCGUUCGCCCUCGUCUACCGCGGCCGCGUGCCGGAGGACGGCGACCUCGCGCAGGGCGACCCGGUGAGCGUCAUCCGACGCGCGCUCGGCCAGGCGCUGGUGCACUACUACCCGCUGGCCGGGCGGCUGAGGGAGGUGGAGGGGCGGAAGCUGGUGGUGGACUGCACCGGUGAGGGGGUGCUGUUCGUGGAGGCCGACGCCGACGUGAGGCUUGCGGAGCUGGAGCGCGGCGCUGGGCUCAGGCCGCCGUUCCCGUGCAUGGACCAGCUGCUCUUCGAUGUGGAGGGCUCCGGCGGCGUGCUCGGCUGCCCGUUGCUGCUAAUCCAGGUGACUCGACUGCUCUGCGGUGGCCUCGUCCUCACACUCCGCCUCAACCACACCAUCUGCGACCCAAUCGGCAUCGCCCAGUUCCUGAACGCCGUCGGGGAGUUCGCCCGCGGCCUCCCGGUGCCGACCGUGGCGCCCGCUUGGUCCCGCGAUCUCCUCGAGGCGCGCAGCCCGCCUUCGCCGUCCUUCCCGCACCGCGAAUACAAUCAUGUUCCGCUGCCACCGCCGCCGCCGUCAGCGGCGGACGACGACAUGGUCAUGCGUUCCUUCACUUUUACUUCCGCGGACAUUGCCGCGAUCAAGAAACGCCUCCCUCCUCUACUCCGCGACACGGCCACCAGCUUCGAGGUGCUCACGGCGUCCCUCUGGCGUGCCCGCACCGAGGCGCUCGAGAUCCCGCCGGGCCAGGACGCGUGGCUGGUCUUCAUCGCCAACUUCAGGGCCUUCCCGGAGCUGAGCCUGCCGGCAGGGUACUAUGGCAACGCGUGCGUGCCCCCGACUGCGCUGACAGAUGCCGCCACGCUGCGCCACGGCUCGAUCGGCGACGCGGUGGCGCUAGUGCGGCAGGCCAAGGCCACGGUGACGGCCGAGUACGUGCGUUCCACUCUCGACGUGCUGGUUCUGCGGGGACGGCCGUGCUUGGCUGUGCACAACGUGUUCGCCGUGUCAGACAACCGGCAUGCCGGGUUUAGCCGCGUGGACUUCGGGUGGGGCAAGCCGGUGUACGGCGGCCCUGCCGAUACUAUCUUCGGCGUGGGCUUCUUUGUCGCCGCCAAGGACAGGGACGGGAAGGAUGCGGUCGUGGUGCCGAUCGUGCUACCGCGGCCGGCCAUGGAGCGGUUCGCGGCGGAGGUGGGCAAGCUUUGCAAGGCAUAG